Molecule: messenger RNA, 1497 nt
Organism: Orbilia oligospora ATCC 24927
Lineage: Eukaryota; Fungi; Ascomycota; Orbiliomycetes; Orbiliales; Orbiliaceae
Exons: 8
Coding region: 1-1497 (498 amino acids)
Biological process (GO): hydrogen peroxide catabolic process; response to hydrogen peroxide
Cellular component (GO): cytoplasm; peroxisome; mitochondrion
Molecular function (GO): catalase activity; heme binding
Source: RefSeq, a predicted model, not a curated record
AUGGACACUGUACCUACAUACACUGGGGCCGAAGGCGUUCCCUACGCUAGCGCCUCCACAGCUCAACACUUCGGCGGCAAUAACAUCAAGGGUCUCAUGCUUCUCCAAGACACCCAACUUAUAGAGACCCUCGCCCAUUUCAGUCGUGAAAGAAUCCCAGAGCGAGUAGUUCAUGCCGCUGGUGUUGGUGCAUGGGGAGAGUUUGAGGUUACACACGAUAUCUCCGAACUUACCGAUGCCAAAUUCCUCAAUGGAAUUGGCAAGAAGUCUAAAGUCCUUUUGAGGGUUUCCACCGUGGGACCUGAGAGAGGAGGUGCGGAUACUAUUAGGGAUGUUAGGGGUUGGGGUAUGAAGAUAUUUACUGAGGAGGGGAAUCAGGAUUUUGUUUUUAAUAGUAUCCCUGUAUUCUUUGUUCGAGAUCCUAUCAAGUUUCCUUCUCUUAACCGAUCUCACAAGAGGCACCCGGCAACUAAUCAAGGAGACCCUACUAUGUUUUGGGAUUUCCAUAAUAACAACCAGGAGGGAAUCCACGCCAUUAUGGCCCUCUUCAGUGACCGAGGUACCCCCAAGACUGUUAGACAUCUUAAUGCCUACAGUGGUCACACAUAUAAGAUUACCAAGGAGGACGGAACAUUCCACUACGUCAAGGUCCACAUCAAGACUAACCAGGGUGUUGAAACCCUUACCAACGAUGAAGCGACUAGAUUAGCUGGCGAGGCGCCAGGAAUCCAUGGCGUCGACCUUUACGAAUCCAUCGCCAAAGGUGACUUCCCAUCGUGGACUUUCUUCUUCCAAGUCAUGACCCCAGCUCAAGCCGAAAACUACCGCUGGAAUAUCUUCGAUAUGACCAAAAUCUGGCCACACUCCGAUUUCCCACUCAUCCCCGUUGGCAAACUUACCCUUAACAAGAACCCUGGAAACUACUUCGCCGAAAUCGAACAAGCCGCCUUCUCACCUUCAAACAUGGUCCCCGGAAUCGCCCCCUCCGCAGAUCCACUGCUCCAAGCCCGCAUGUUCGCCUACAACGACGCAGCCCGCUACCGUCUCGGCGUAAACUACCAACAACUCCCCUGCAACCGCGCCGUCUCCCGCGUCUACUGUCCCUUCCAACGUGACGGUUCCAUGACAUUCACAGAUAACUACGGCGGCGAUCCAAACUACAUCGGUUCAGAUCUCAAACCGAUAAAUUAUAAAGGUAAAUUCGGAGCGCAUGGGUAUAAAAUCGGUGGACACGAGGAAUGGAUCGGUAGUGUCGUUGGGUUUACGAGUGAAGUUGUGGAUGAUGAUUUUGUGCAGGCGAGGAUGUUUUGGGAUAUGCUGGGGAAACAGGAGGGUCAGCAGGAGCAUUUUGUGUAUAAUGUGGCUUGUCAUUUGAAGGGGGCUAUUCCGCAGGUUCAGGAGAAGGCACUUGGUAUGCUUAGCAAUGUCUAUCCGGUUAUUGCUGAGAAGCUUAGAGUUUCCAUCGGAAAUUUGAAGAAGGUUGCUCCAUUGAACUAG